This is a messenger RNA of Didymosphaeria variabile, 1425 nucleotides long. It is a transcript of the gene RIPK4, whose product is annotated as Receptor-interacting serine/threonine-protein kinase 4. The record is from RefSeq and is a predicted model, not a curated record. NCBI's taxonomy places the organism in Eukaryota, Fungi, Ascomycota, Dothideomycetes, Pleosporales, Didymosphaeriaceae. Bases 1 to 1425 code for a protein of 474 amino acids. The transcript has a single exon. Gene Ontology annotation, molecular function: protein binding.
AUGCAACGGCUUAAGGAAGGAACGCGAGAUGAUGUUCAGGUCGCUUUCGAGAAGUCAUUAAAAGAGCAGGGAAAUCCGGCAGAUCACUUCGACAUGUUAUCGGCGGUGCGGUUAGGAAGCUGGCCCUUAGUUGACAGGAUCUUUCGAAAUGGAGCCGACAUCACCGCGAAAUCGGAGAAUGGCUCAUCAGUAUUACACUUAGCUGCCGCACAAGGGCACGAAGAGAUCGUUCGGCAGGUUUUGAAACUUCGGGUGCUUGAAGUCAACUUGAAGGAUAACGCUGGACGGACAUCGUUGUCAUGGGCCGCGCAGAACGGGUACGACGCUAUCGUGAAGCUCCUCUUGGAGCGUAACGCCGAUGUCCAAUCUGCGGACGAAGAAGAACGAACGCCGCUGUUAUGGGCAGCGCGGAGCGGGCGCGAGAGUAUCGUGCGGCUCCUCCUCGAACACGACGCCGACGCCCAGGUUACGGAUAGGGCAGGACGAACGCCAUUAUGGUGGGCUACGCAAAAUGGACAUGAGCCCGUUGUGCGGCUUCUACUCAAGGGUAGCGCCGAGGCCCAGCAAAUGUGGAGAGGGCGUUCGUUGGUGUCGUGGGCUGCAGAGAAGGGGUACGAGGCUAUUGUACAGCUGCUCUUUGAGAAUGGCGCCGAGGCCAGGGAGGAACACCAUGGAAAUAUAUGGCCACCGCUGAUGUACGCCGUGAAGGGAGGGCACCUUGCCGUCGCACAGCUCCUUCUCCAGAAUGGUGCCGACCCUAACGCGGAGGUACAUAGCCACUCGAUAACAUACCGGGCUGCGGAGCGGGGCUACAAGGAAAUCGUACAGCUUCUCGUUGAGUACAACACCAGCACGAAGAUUAAUUGGUUCGGACCGAGACCGAUAUUUGUCGCCGCGAGAAACGGACAUACUACCACCGUAGAGUUUCUCCUCCGAAACGGUGCCAAGGUGGAACCGGGUCUACUAAUGACUACCGUGUUAAGCGGGCAAUGGGAUGUAGUGAGGUUGCUUCUCAAGAACGGGGCUGAUAUUAAUAAGCAAGACUCUAUUACUGGGGAGAGGCCAAUUAUUGCCGCCGCCGACUGCGGAUACCAUGAUGUUGUGCUGUUUCUCCUGGAGAACGGCGCUGAUAUUCACGCGAGAGAUUAUUGGGAACAGACGGCACUAACCCGGGCCGCAAUAUUUGGGCACCUGGGGACCGUGCAGUUGCUUCUUGAGAAGGGCGCUGACGUCCACGCGACUGAGAAGAAUGGUCGCACAGCACUACACCUAGCCGCUAAGCGUGGGCACCAGGAUGUGGUACAAUUCCUCCUUGAGAAGGGCAUAGACGCCCACGCGACUGAUGAGUGGGGAAAGGCGGCCCUAUCGCUGGCCACGGAGAACGGGCAUGAGGGUGUAGCGAGGCUGCUGCGGUCAAUGGUCUAA